This is a messenger RNA of Knipowitschia caucasica, 654 nucleotides long. The record is from the annotation of a GenBank genome assembly. NCBI's taxonomy places the organism in Eukaryota, Metazoa, Chordata, Actinopteri, Gobiiformes, Gobiidae.
AUGAUAAUCACUGACAUCAUUCAGGAGCCACUCAGAAGUUUGCCCCCCACCUCCACCUCCUCCCUACCUCCACCAUCUUUCCCGCCUGCGCCUCCCCUCGGCCUCCACCUCCUCCCCAACUCCACCUCCUCCCUGCCUCCACCUUCUCCCCACCUCCACCUCUUCUCUGCCUCCACCUCCCCCCCACCCCCACCUCCUCCCCUCCUCCACCUCCCCCCCCACCUCCACCUCUUCUCCGCCUCCACCUCCUCCCCACCCCCACCUCCUCCCCUCCUCCACCUCCUCCCCACCCCCACCUCCUCCCCACCUUCACCUCCUCCCCACCUUCACCUCCUCCCCACCUUCACCUCCUCCCCACCUCCACCUCCUCCCUGCAUCUUUUCUCCUGUGGUCUCCAGACAUGUCCCCCGCGGCUUCGCUCUUCGUCAAACUAACUUGUGGGUCUUUGUUUGUCCUCUCCUCAUCGUCAGAGUGGUCCCAGAGGACAGAGCUCCGACCCUCCGCCUCUCGCUCAGGAACACGGAGCUUUCCCUCUUCUCUCCAUUAGACGCAGAGAGAGAUCAGAACAAACAGUUCCAGGGACGGGUCCCGGAGCAGAGGCGGCCGCUCGACCCCAAUCAGACCGACAUCAGACCAACAUCAGACCGACCGUGA